Messenger RNA from Lepidothrix coronata (blue-crowned manakin), 2378 nucleotides. It is a transcript of the gene DBF4B, whose product is annotated as DBF4 zinc finger B. Gene Ontology annotation, biological process: positive regulation of nuclear cell cycle DNA replication; regulation of cell cycle phase transition. NCBI's taxonomy places the organism in Eukaryota, Metazoa, Chordata, Aves, Passeriformes, Pipridae. The coding region runs from base 40 to 2334 and encodes 764 amino acids. Gene Ontology annotation, molecular function: zinc ion binding; nucleic acid binding; protein serine/threonine kinase activator activity. Gene Ontology annotation, cellular component: Dbf4-dependent protein kinase complex; nucleus. The record is from RefSeq and is a predicted model, not a curated record. The transcript has 11 exons.
CGCGAACAGGCGGCGGGACCGAACCCCCCUGAGAGCGCCAUGGCGGGCCCGGCCCCCGCCACCGCCCGGCCCCUCCGAGGACAGUCCUUCUACCUCGACCUGCCCGGCGGGAGGAGCGCCCGGCACCUGGCGGAGGCCAUCGAGCGGCUCGGCGGGGUGACCGAGAGCUUCCUCAGCAAAGAAGUCACGUACGUGGUGUCCAGCAACAAAGAGGCCAAACGGGACAGAGCCAGGGCUGGGGAUGGGAAGCAGAGCAACCCAACUUCAAGAGACACCAAAGCCACGAGCUCAGGGCCUCCUGCCUCCAGAGGGAACCCACCCAGACCUCACCAGAAGCCACCAGACACUGCCCUGCUGAGCCGGGGGAAGGAGCUGCUGCAGAAGGCCAUGAAGAACCAGGACACCUGCAGUGGCAGCAGCAUCCUCGCCAACGCCCGCCUGUGGGGAGUCCAGAUCCUGCACGUGGAUGAAAUGUUGUCCUAUGCCCAUCAGCUGCUGGGAGCCAUCUCAGGAGUGAGGAAACGCUGCCAGAAGACGGAGGGGAAAUGCUUUGCCUCUGGAUCAAAAAUUCACAAAGGAGGAAGGCUGAAGCCCCCUUUUCUGAAGGUUGAAGACCAGAGCAGGCAAUUCCGGCCCUUCCAUCACCAGUUCCAAAGCUUUCCCGACCUGAACUUCCUGGCUCCCAAAAGCUCCAGCCCAUUCGAGCCUCUGAAAAGCCUCUCGAAUUCCUGCCAAGCCAGGGGGGCAGGAGGCUGUGCCCUGCGCAGUGACGGAGGGAAGAGCCCCCGCUCCACCCCAGUGCCCAGGAAACGGAGGGGAUUCUGUGAGUGCUGCCAGGAGACCUUCGAAGAGCUGCACAAGCACCUCGAGAGCCCCCGGCACCAGCGCUUUGCCCGGGAUGACUCCCAGUACAUCCCCGUGGAUCGUGUCAUCUCACAGAUCACCAACAGCUUCCUGCAGUGCUCAGACCGGGUGCCACAGUCCUGCCUGGCAGAUGAACAUUUAGUGCCUCAAGCACAUGGUACUGGAGGAGUGGAGAUGCUGACAAAGCUGGGAAAGGAAAGGGAGCAGCCUGAGCAGGGUGCUGUGGAACUGGUAAUGGAUAUGGAGCAGGAUCACAACCUGAAGAUCAAGGGAUGUUCCCCCUGCCUGCCUGGGGACAGGGUCAGAGAUCCCAGAGGAGGGGGGAUGUCAGAACACAGCUCUGUGGGACUGCCCAGGGGAGCAGAGCUCAGGGGAGGGGUCUGUGCUGCCCCUGGCACCACGGAGGGGGCCGGGCUGGGGGGUGCACGGCUGGGCUCAGCCCCUGCCCCGGGCUGGGGAUCCUGUGCAGGGGCUGCUCCUGUCACACAGGCAGUUGCUCCUGCAUCUGAACCUCGUGGCCAGCAAUUGCCUGGGUCUGUGAGCCACCCCCCAGAGGCACUGCCUGUCCCCAGGAAGCGCCUGCUCUCCCCUAGCCAGAACUACCAGGUGGGGAAGAGGCCCAGGCUGGAGCAGGGGGAGCAGGAGGACCCGGUGCAUGGUGGGCUGGGGGCACAGGGUGCAGGGCAGAUGUCUGAGCCAGGCCUGCCCGGUGUGACAGAGGCUGGCAGGCUGUCCCUGCACACACAGCUCUGCAGCAGACCUCGUGGCUCCCUGGCUUUGGAUCCGUGCCUGGGCGGGAGCCCUGGGGACCCAGGAUCCCUGGGAGCUGUGGAUCCUGCAGGAGCUGCUCCAGCCAGCACCGUCAGCGAGCGUGGCUGGAGCAGGGCGAGUGUGAGAUCCCAAGGGCAGCAGCUCCAAGGGGACGGUGCCACCCCCGGGAAUGGGAGCAGCCUGGAUCUGGAGAGCACAGUGAGCAGCGGGAGCAGCUGCCCCGCUGGCCGCCCGCCCUCUCCCACACCGCCCGGGGCUGGGGCCAGAUGUUUCUGCUCAGUCUGUGUCAGGGCGGCAGAAAAAGCAGCCCCCGAAGCUCCUGAGCUCCCCGGGCACAGCACAGAGCGGGCACCGUGCCCUGGGCUCCUUCCCCCUCCUGCCCAGAGCACACAGAGCACACGAGCUGCUUCUGGCACCGGCAGGAGCUCCUCCGAGUCGGAGUGGGAUGUGCAGCUGCUCCCCCUGCCAACGGGUGUCCAGGGCAGCAGGAUCCCAGCUGUGGACAGGGACGUGCUCCAGAGGACACACGGCAGGGGCAGGGACAGCGGGUAUGAGUCCCAGCUGUGCUCGGUGCUCCAGCGGGACCUGGAGCCGGGCUGGGCGGGCCAGGAGAGCGGGAACUGCCGGACCUGCUGCACGGACACCAGAGGAGCCCCUUUCCCUGUAUUUGAGACCUUUUGUGGCAGCUGGACGAGCUAAAACCACCUCCUGGCUGCUCUCUGGACCAAAGUGAGAGAUGAGAA